AAAGUUUAUUACAACACUAUAAAAAAAGAGGGCUCCUAUUCUUAUUGUUUCCCACCACCAACUCUGGAACUGAAGAAUAUCCUAUAUAUAGCCGCCAGCCUCAUCGGUAAUCCCUGGCGAGAAAAGAAAAAAAUCAUCAACAAAAAAUGUCAAAAUCAUCAGCUUUAUCAACAAAUCAACAAGAUGGUGGAGACCUCCGGUCACCGCUCAUCCCGCCGGCGGCGGAUGGAUAUUCAAAACCGAAGAAAGUAACGAUGGAUCAAAUGUUGGAAAAAUACUGCGGCGAGUUUGGGUGGUGGCAAUUGAGACAUUUCGUGCUAACGAGCUUGGCUUGGGCGCUGGAAGGGAUUCACACCAUGGUCAUGAUUUUUUCGGAUCGUGAACCCGGGUGGCGGUGUUCGACGAGUCGNGGGUGCGGUUCAACGGCUAAAAGUGUGUGCGACCUUGAGCCAGGGUCUUGGGAAUGGUUCGGUGGAAUUGGAAGUUCUACGGUAUCGGAGUUUGGAUUGAUAUGUGGACAGAAAUACAGAGUUGGUCUUGUCCAAGCCUUAUUUUUCGCUGGCUGCAUGAUCGGUGCUGGAGUAUUUGGACAUCUCUCAGACUCCAAAUUAGGAAGGAAAGGCUCCCUCACAAUUGUUUGCAUCUUAAACGCCAUCUUUGGUUGUAUAACAGCAUUCUCUUCGGACUACUGGACCUAUACCUUAUUCCGUUUUCUUUCCGGUUUCAGCACCGGCGGCACUGGCCUUUGUUCUUUUGUUCUUGCCACUGAACCCGUUGGCCAGUCCUGGCGCGGCGUAGCAGGAAUGUCCACGUUCUAUUUUUUCUCUACUGGGAUAGCCGCUCUCUCUGCCAUUGCUUAUUUCUUCCAGUCGUGGCGCUCUCUUUACAUUGCUUCUUCAGUCCCAUCUGUUCUGUUCGUUAUCCUCGUACUUCCUUUCCUCCACGAGUCACCUCGCUGGUGCCUCGUUAGAGGAAAGGUAGAUGAAGCCAUGAAGAUCAUGCAUAAAAUCGCCAUAUCAAAUGGAAAACACCUUCCUGAUGGAGUUCUUCUUGCACUCGACAGUGAAGUGAAUAAUGAUGAUGCUCCUCAUUCUCAAUCCGAAUCAAAGCUGGAACCCGAUACCAAAGAAGCGUUAAACGGAUCCCUUUUAGAUGUACUAAGGUUUCCUCUAACGCGAUUUCGGUUGUUCUUAGCUGUGGCUAUUAACUUCUUCUGUUCCGUUGUCUAUUACGGGUUGAGUUUGAAUGCUGUCAACCUUGGAACCAAUCUCUACCUGAACGUUGCUCUUAACGCAGUGGCUGAAAUGCCUGCCUAUCUUAUAACCGCAUUAGUUUUGGACAGGCUCGGUAGAAAGCCAUUAGCAAUAUGGACAAUGUGGUUCAGUGGAGCUUUUUGCUUGGCAGGAAGCUUGAUGAAAGGUUACGGAGCGUGGAAAAUUGUUCGAAUGGUUUGUGGAGUUUUAGGUAUAUUUGGUAUGGCUGGGAGUUACAAUUUGUUGUUCGUGUAUUCGAUGGAGUUGUUUCCAACUGUGGUGAGAAAUGCAGCAUUAGGAUGUGCAACUCAGGCGUCGCAAAUGGGGGCAAUUUUGGCACCCCUUGUGGUUGUUUUAGGGGGUGGCAUACCAUUUGCAGUGUUUGGAGCAUGUGGAAUAGCUGGAGGGUUACUGGUAAUGUACUUGCCUGAAACCUUAAACAGACCAUUAUAUGACACAAUGGCUGGAAUGGAAGAAGCUGAAGCAGAGAAACCAUGUAUUCUAGCUUAAUUUGCAGGUUUUAGAGAACUUUCUUCUUCUUCAUUUUUUGUUUCAAAUUUUGUUUUUAGUUUGUGAAUGUUUGUACUUUAUUUUGAGAAACCUCUUUUUGGAUUAUACUUAGAGACUUACUAAUAGUAUUAUUCAUCUUACAUUA
Messenger RNA from Nicotiana tabacum (common tobacco), 1908 nucleotides. The record is from RefSeq and is a predicted model, not a curated record. NCBI's taxonomy places the organism in Eukaryota, Viridiplantae, Streptophyta, Magnoliopsida, Solanales, Solanaceae.